AUGAGCGCGCCGGCACCGGCGGCGGCGGAGGAGAAGGCCGCCGCCAACGCUGCUGCGGCGGCGAAAGGGAAGGAGAAGGCGGAGGUGGCGGCGGCAGCAGCGGAGGCCGGGAGGGGGCUGUUCGUGGCGUACCCGGCGCCGGUGGCUGAGCACGCGGACGUGGUGGCGGACGCCGCGCGCUUCAGGGCGGCGCUCGAGAGGCUGCACGCGCACAUGGGCACCAGGCUCAAGGUGCCAAUUAUUGGAGGGAAAGAUUUGGAUCUUCAUCAGCUAUAUAAGGAGGUCACAUCACGGGGUGGUAUUGAUAAGGUGAAGGCAGAGAAUAGAUGGAGGGAAGUGACUGCAUCAUUUAUUUUCCCUGCCACUGCGACGAAUGCUUCUUUUAUGUUGAAGAAAUACUAUAUGUCACUCUUAUAUCAUUUUGAGCAGCUAUAUUUCUUUAGAGUGCAAGGCUGGUAUCAGCGAGAUAUAGAUUCCAGAACGAAUUCCUCCAUUGAAGUAAAAACUGAAGCCCAAGCUUCCCAUAAAAGAAAAAGGGGCACAAAUGCACCUCCUUCAGAUCCAGCUUCGCCUUCAGAUAAUGUUGAUGUAGAUGUGAUAAUUGAUGGCAAGUUUGAACAUGGUUACAUAGUAACUGUUAUUAUGGGAUCAAAAUCCACUAAAGCAAUCCUCUAUAAUUGCACCGAAGAACCUGCUCUGCCAACUCCAGUACCACCUGUUGCAAGUAAUAGCACUGAUCUGAAGGGUGGACGUCGCCUUCGGAAGCGACGUAGGAAGAAGCUAAGUACAACAGACCCCAGGCACCCCAAACCAAACAGGAGUGGCUAUAAUUUCUUCUUCCAGGAUCAGCACAGAAUCCUUAAGCCACAAUAUCCUGGAAAAGACAGACUGAUCAGUAAAAUGAUUGGUGAACGAUGGAAUAAUCUAGGUCCUGAAGAUAAGGCUGUAUAUCAAGAAAGAGGCGUACAGGAUAAGGAGCGGUACCGGACUCAGUUGGCUGCUUAUAAAGAAGAACAGAGGACAGGUCAGCCUGUUAGCAAUGCUGUGCCUAUCCAGCAGAGACUCCCAAAGACAGAAGUGACGAUUGAUGAAGUAGACUCCAAGGUGAGCGAAGGCGAUAUGCUGCUGUCGAACCAAGGGUAUAGCAGUAGUGAAGAAAGUGAGCAUUCAGGAUUAAAAACUGUAGAAGAUGAGGAGCUCAACACUGACACAUCCCCUGAGAUGAGCAUGGAAACAGCUGGUUCUCCUGGACACCCUGAUCCCUCUGCUGACGGGGACCGCUUUGAAUUGCGGCGGAGGGAAAACCCUAAGGCAGAUGAGAAACAGAACGUGCCACCGGAUUCAUGAUUGAGGUGAUUUGAAUGGUAAUUUCCAAGUGGUACCAAGCUGCUGGAUUAUGCAGUUGCCUUCUUUGCAGUAACUGGUUACCUAUUUCUGCUUCCACUAUACAUUCUCAUUGCCUUAGAAGCAUAGGCUAUGCGCUAAUGUUGUCAAUUAGCGCUCUACCAGCAGUUGAAAUACCCUUCAUUUUGGCAGUUCUGAAUUUGCAUUGAUCAUUUUCCUUCGAACUUCAGAAGAGGAGGGGUAUUAUUAGAUUUUGAAGGUAAAUUUCCCACACAAUCUAGGGAUGAGAUGAGUGGAUGGACACUGGAUUGAUUUUCAGAGAAAAUAUAUUCUUUCAUUCAAUAUCAUUGCUAAAGUUUGUUGAUCCUAAUCGUGCCAGGGAAAAUUCAAA
Messenger RNA from Panicum hallii, 1735 nucleotides. RefSeq names its product high mobility group B protein 15-like. The record is from RefSeq and is a predicted model, not a curated record. Bases 1 to 1347 code for a protein of 448 amino acids. Gene Ontology annotation, molecular function: DNA binding. The transcript is spliced from 6 exons. Lineage: Eukaryota; Viridiplantae; Streptophyta; Magnoliopsida; Poales; Poaceae.